Messenger RNA from Sesamum indicum (sesame), 1179 nucleotides. NCBI's taxonomy places the organism in Eukaryota, Viridiplantae, Streptophyta, Magnoliopsida, Lamiales, Pedaliaceae. The record is from RefSeq and is a predicted model, not a curated record.
GAUUUCACCAGAUUUGAUUUAGACUUUUUCUUGCAUAUUACUCCUCCUACUACGAUGGGAUGGGAUGGGAUGUGAGUGAGAGAAAGAGUAUAAGUGAAAAGAAAGAAAAAGACGUGUCCUGUCAUACUUAUUUUCAUACCGAAAUAUUCACCAUAAUUUUCUCUAUACAUCCACAAUACACCUCUCUCUCUCUCUCUCUCUCUCAUGUGUGUAUGAUGAGCUGAACAUUCUCUGUUAAAUUUGUGAAGUUUAUUAUUCUUCAUCUGGACUGUUGAGAUUUCUUGAAAAUGGCGAAAAAUGGUGUCUUUUCAAGAUUGAGGAGAUUGGAGAAGAGUGAAGACACGGAUGAGUUCUCCGCCUGUAUUGAUUCUCAUGAAGUUCAUGUUCUUGCCGUGGAUGAUAGUCUUGUUGACAGAAAAGUCAUUGAGAGAUUGCUCAAGAUCACUGCUUGCAAAGUGACAGCAGUGGAUAGUGGGAGAAGUGCUCUGCAGUUUCUUGGAUUGGAUGAGGAGGAAACCUCUGUUGGAUUUCAUGGUUUAAAGGUAGAUCUGAUAAUUACUGAUUAUUGCAUGCCUGGAAUGACUGGAUAUGAGUUGCUGAAAAAGAUCAAGGGUUCAUCUACUUUCAGAGAAAUACCGGUUGUGAUCAUGUCAUCUGAAAAUGUCUUGGCUCGGAUUGACAGAUGUCUGGAAGAAGGUGCUGAAGAUUUUAUAGUGAAGCCUGUAAAGUUGUCUGAUGUUAAACGAUUAAAGAACUAUAUGUUUGGCGAGGGUCGGGUUCAGAGACAAGAGAGAGGUUUUAACAAGAGAAAAUUACAAGAAACUUGUGAUGUUUCACCGUCGCCAUCUCCACCAUCCUCACCAUCACCAGACGAUACUUUAUCAAGUCCGUCAUCACCAUCCAGUUCCUUACCAUUUUCGCCUCGGUCUUCCAGACAAUCCAUCCCUCCUUAACCUACGCCUCUUGAUUCUCUUGGUUACGAUGAGCUCGAAGAAUAGGAUUGUUGUAACAUGUUGGUGUUAUAAGGUUCCUUUUCUUGGCGCUACUGAUGUUGUUCAAAACCCAUAGAUAGAAUGUCAAUACAAAGUUAAAAACUCAGAAAAAGAUGAAUGCAGAAUUGCAAAUUGACUUUGUCACCUAAUUAUCUUCCUUGAAAGAUACACAGUGGUUGGAGUUGAA